AUUUUUCACAUGCUUUCUGCAUGCUUUUGAAUCAUGGCGGUCAUCCAGUUUCAUCUUGCAUGCUGUUAUCUAAGGCUGCGGAAAGCAAUCACAUUCCCGCCCGGACUGCUCCCAACCUUCCACAACCACAACAGCGUGUUCUGCACUUCAUCUGUAAAUCACAAAAGACAGCUGAGUAUAGCGGAAUGUCAUCACCGCAACGCGAGGGUCAACAAACCCUUGAGUGUAGGCAGUGACGUUGCUUUGCUAGAAUCCAGAAUUCUAUCUCCAUCCACAAGGCAUGACCCCACUUGCCGAAAUGGUCAACUUCGUUAUCGUGGGGAAGUUGGUGCGGGUGCGGGGAAGACUUUCCCAGCGAAUCUCCAUCCGCCGCCCAACCACAGCACAUCCUCUUGUCCGAAGAGCAACCCAGACUGGAGCACGGGAGCCUGCCAGGAGUCGAUUGUACCGGCACCCCGUCCUUUUGACUCUACCACAGCACAUAGAGUCGCUGCAGGUGGCUGCAGGCUCGGAGGUUCGCUUGGGUUCAGACAAAGAAACCUGGUCAGUUUCGAGAGCCCUUUGCCUGGCGCAGACGUCACACGUCGCUCUUCCCGCAGUGCCCAGUCCGCCGUCCACCCUCGAGCCGUGACGCAGACGCAGGUCCAUUGAGCUCAGGCAGGGGCGCCUAGUAGGUUAGCCGGGAUGAAAGCUUCGGUUCGUUCUGGCAUUUGCGUCUUGUCGGGUUC
Molecule: messenger RNA, 728 nt
Organism: Chaetomium strumarium
Lineage: Eukaryota; Fungi; Ascomycota; Sordariomycetes; Sordariales; Chaetomiaceae
Exons: 1
Coding region: 34-651 (205 amino acids)
Source: RefSeq, a predicted model, not a curated record